CUUGUGCUCGUAACACAUUUUGCAUAUCUUGCUACCUACCGACGUAAGCGUUUGGCCUGAAGAACCCUCGCGCGCUUUUGCACCCGAAACUCGCGCUCUUUCGAUACCCCCCGCGUCCUUUUACAAGAGGUUUACGAAAGCUGGCAUCUAGGAUGGCGCCCAUUACAGGCGUGUUUGUCAACUCGCGCAAGCAGAAGCUGCACACGCUCAAGUACCCGGCAAAGGGUGCCCCUGUGGCCGAGCUCUUCAUCCACCACGGUCUCGCGGAGCACUGCGGCCGCUAUGACAACGUGUGUCAGACGCUGGCGGACCAGGGCAUCGAGGUCACCACCUACGAUGCGCACGGGCACGGCAAGUCGGAGCCAACGGAGGAGGGCGGCCGCGCCUUCGUUGGCAACUAUAAGCACCUGGUGGAUGACAUGUGCGACUUCAUGGACUUUGUCCACAAGAACGAGUCCGCGCCCGCACCCGCGGCCCCGGCACCCGGUGCCGGCUCGGCCGCCGAGGGCUCCGCCCCUGCUGCUGCCGCCCCCGCAGCGGCGGCGCACGGCAAGCUGCCGGUGUUUGUGCUGGGCCACAGCAUGGGCGGCCUGGUGGCGGCGCUGACGGCGCUGCGGCGGCAGGAGCGGCUGGCGGGCGUGAUGCUGCACAGCCCCGCGCUGGACGUGGAGUGGAACCCCGUGCUGAGGGUGCAGGCGGCGGUGGGCGGGCUGCUGUCGGCGCUCGUCCCGCGCGCCAAGCUGGUGCCGGCGGUGCGGCCCGAGGACAUGAGCCAGGACCCGGCCGUGGUGGCGGCCUACGUGAACGACCCGCUCAACACGCAAGGCAACGUGCGCGCCCGCACCGGCAACGAGAUGCUGCGGGGCUUCGCGGAGGUGGGCAAGAACGCCCGCAAGCUGACGCUGCCCGUGUACGUGGCGCACGGCACCAAGGACGCCUGCACCUCCGUCGCCGCCUCACGCCGCUUCGUGGAGGGCGGCGUGAGCAGCGCCGACAAGACCUUCCGCGCCGUGGAGGGCGGCUACCACGAGCUGCUGCACGGCCCCGAGUGGCGCGACUGCACCGAGCACAUCGCCAGCUGGAUCAAGUCGCACGCCGCGGCGGCGGCAGGCAAGGAGGCGGGCAAGGAGGCCGCCAAGGCGGAGGCGGGCUCGGGAUCCAAGCUUUAGGAGUGGAGUGGCGGCGCGCAGGAAUGUUACAGUUCGCAUCACCGCCUGCAGGCGGUUGGGUGUCCCUGUAAAGCCGGGAGGCGACAGGCUCAGAGGCCAGGCCGCAGGCGGCGGAUUGAGGCUGGUGUGGCGGGCAGAGUGCUGACGGGUCGAGGCCAGGUACCGUGCCAGCGCCCAAUUCGUAUCUUGAAUGCUCCUUGUGAGAAGGCGAGAACGAGGUGUUUGCACAGUAGAAGCGUGCUGGGAUGGAUUUGGGGAUGCGGUGUAUUUGCGCGGUCUGGCCUUGCGUGCGCGUGAGACCACACGGUGAUUCUCGUAUGCUCGUAUACUAUAGAACAGGCUUUAUGGAGAGGUAAGAUUGACCACUGCACGUGCGGCGACUUGGCUUAGUAGUAGACCAACAAAAGAGCAGGCAGUGGCGCAGGAGGCCUGGUGUGAGGGCGGGGAGCGGGAUGAGGCCCAGCGUCGGCCUUUGAGGUACUGCUGUGUGCUGCCUGUCUGCGUGUACAUACUGCUGCACAAAAUACGCGUGUAAAACCCAAAAUAG
Messenger RNA from Chlamydomonas reinhardtii, 1716 nucleotides. RefSeq lists its product as uncharacterized. Gene Ontology annotation, cellular component: membrane. The record is from RefSeq and is a predicted model, not a curated record. Gene Ontology annotation, molecular function: lipase activity. Lineage: Eukaryota; Viridiplantae; Chlorophyta; Chlorophyceae; Chlamydomonadales; Chlamydomonadaceae. The transcript is spliced from 5 exons. Bases 153 to 1169 code for a protein of 338 amino acids.